Oncorhynchus mykiss (rainbow trout) is the source of this 7560-nucleotide messenger RNA. The record is from RefSeq and is a predicted model, not a curated record. NCBI's taxonomy places the organism in Eukaryota, Metazoa, Chordata, Actinopteri, Salmoniformes, Salmonidae.
GAACAAUGGUGGACAUUUUCAAGUACGUAGGAACAGCAAGAGAUUGAAUAUGCCCGUAAACACUCCGGCCAGCUGGUCUGCGCAUGCUCUGAAGACGCGGCUAGGGAUGCCGUCUGGGGCAAUUUAUUACAUUCUUCCAAAUAGUAAAAGUGUGUAUUACCAUCACAUAAAAAGAUGCCAGAAAACUGUAUUCCUUCCGAAUGAACAGCCUCCCUAAUGUAUCCACCCAGUGAGCCUGAGCAGAAGCCUGAGGUAUUUCUGUGUUUGGGAUACAGCCUUGAGAUAUGUUUUUAGGGGGGGUGAUUCGCAAAUUACUUUGACUUCGGUGAGGACCCGUAGGGAGGAUAUCUUGUUACCAGGGCAGCCAGGAAGAAGCUACGCCACGGGGAUAGCUGUGUGUGAGUAUUUAUUGGACUCCUUUCGAAAAAAGCAAUCGGAAUCAUUCAAUAUGCUAGCCAACUAUUCGAAAUAUAACUAGGUCCAUAAGAGCUAAAUAGUAUUGCUAUCUAACGUUAGCUAGGUACGUGCCAUAGACAGUCCAUAAUGUCUGUGCAAGCCAGUCACAUCUGGCUCCAUCUUCGUCUCACCCGUUCUUGCCAUAACAGGUAAUGUUAGGUACCGUUAGCUAGCUAACGAGAUAUCUAAUGUUAGCUAGCACCAUUACAACUGAUGUAACUAACGUUAACGUUAUGUUAAAGCUACGUGUCGCAUACUAAAAAUAGGUCGUGACCAGAAGCGAAGUUGCAGCGCGAGAUGUUGUUGCGCCCUGGACCAGAGUUAAAAUCAAUGCAAACGUAAAUGUUGUCACAUUCACUGGCAAGCGGUUUCUAUUUUUGUUGUUGUUGUUGCUACAUUUGGUCACGUGCAUUAUCGGUUACUAUAAUAUAUCCCCACCAUAUGCAUUCAUUAUCCCUUAAUUUAUUUGGUUGCUAGCUAGCUCGCUAAGACAUACUUUUUCGGUCAUCACUCCCCGUCCUGCGUGUUGCAGCCAAUGACAUGCCAAUCACUGGCUUCAUCCCUAGGAGCAGGAAUGACCAUCCGGAAGGUUUAGUUCAGGAAGGCCACUGUGGAGUGCCUGGUCCAGAGCCACCAUCACCAUGGGUACAGCCUCCUCCCUGGUGAGCCCUGGGGAGGUGAUAGAGGAUGCGUAUGGGGGCGAGGGUGGGGAGGCCUGUGAGAUACCUGUGGAGGUCAAACCUAAAGCCCGCCUCCUGCGGAGCUCCUUUCGCCGAGGGCCCAGGGUGAUUGGAGCCAGCUUCAAAUCCACAGGCUCUGUGGACCUGGAGUACACCGCCGAAUACGAACGGCUCCGUAAGGAGUAUGAGAUUUUCCGGGUUAGCAAGAACAAUGAGAUCACCUCCAUGCAGAAGAAGGAGGCCAAGCUGGACGAGGAGAACAAGAGGCUGAGAGCUGAGCUGCAGGCUCUGCAGAAGACCUACCAAAAGAUCCUGAGAGAGAAGGAGAGUGCCCUAGAGGCUAAGUACCAAGCCAUGGAGAGAGCCGCCACCUUUGAGCACGACAGGGACAAAGUCAAACGGCAGUUUAAGAUCUUCCGGGAGACCAAAGAGAAGGAGAUCCAGGACCUGCUGCGAGCCAAGAGGGACUUGGAGGCCAAGCUACAGCAGCUGCAAGCUCAGGGCAUCAUGGUGUACGACCCGGACGACUCGGAUGACGAUGACAACCACACCACUGUCACAGCUGCAGGGACUCCGUGUGAUUACUGGGGUGGUGGAGUGCUGGGUAGUGAGCCCUCUAUGGGCAGCAUGAUGCAACUGCAGCAGACCUUCAGAGGACCAGAGUUUGCUCACAGCUUGUGCGAUGUGGAGGGCCCAUUUGCCAAUGUCAGCAGAGAUGACUGGGAUGCUGCUGUGGCCAGUCUGCUGCAGGUGUCUCCUCACGUGUCCCAGGCAUUAUGGAGCAACACGGUGCGCUGCUACCUGAUCUCGACUCAGGAGACACAGGCUGAGCUGGACAUCUUCACCCAGCCGGGUCUGAAAAGUACUAGCGUCUACCGCGCUAGCUUAAUUUACUUCCCCACAAUGAAUUCACCCAGCUACUCUCCUAGGCUGCGGAGUCUGUGUGAGGGGCUGGGCCAUUUCUACCUGAACAUCUGUUUCCCUGAGGAGAGUGCAGCCUCCUAUGCCCUGGAACGCAGACAGGAGAUGGAGCGGAGCUCUGUGUGUGUGCUCCUUCUUAAAUCCUCCAUCACUAGUUGUGUGUUGGAGGAUGCGGAGGAGGCCUUUGUGAAGAACCCAGACGGUCAUCCCCUGGUACUCUACCUCAGGACUGUGGAGGACCACCCUCUCAGCGGCCCAACCAGGCAACUGCUGGAGCGGGUCAACGCCGCAGACAAGGCAGCCAAAGUCAAGGUAGUGGACCAUGGUGGCUCCCCAGAGGAAGGAGCGUCUAUGAUCUAUACUCAGCUGGAGAAAGUAAUCAAACAGGAACUGCUGGGUUUGGAGGGCAGCGACGUGGACGGUAAGGAUUCGGGGAUAGACGAGGGGCGCGAGGAGGAUUCGGGGGACGUGCUGUGGGACCUGCAUGAUGAGCAGGAGCAGAUCGAGGCCUAUCAGCAAGCCUGCAGCGCCGCAGCUCAACUGGGCUUCCAGAAGUACAUAGAUCGUCUGAAUGACAUGGUGGCAGCCCCUCCUCCCACCCCUCCACUGCUGGUAUCAGGGGGACCCGGCUCUGGGAAGUCUCUCCUGCUGUCCAAAUGGAUUGAGCUGCAGCAGAAGCACUCCCCCAACACGUUGUUCCUGUACCAUUUUGUGGGGCGACCUCUUUCCACCAGCUCUGAGCCUGUACUCAUUAUUAAACGCCUCACUGUCAAGCUGCUGCAGCAUUUCUGGUCCAUCUCUGGGUUAUCCAUGGACCCCUCCAAAAUCCUCGAGGAGUUCCCUCGCUGGCUAGAGAGACUGUCUUCCAGACACCAAGGCAACAUCAUCAUCAUCAUCGACUCCAUUGACCAGAUACAGCAAGCAGAGAGGCACAUGAAGUGGCUGAUUGACCCCCUGCCGGUCAACGUCAGAGUGGUGGUGUCUGUCAACGUGGAGACUUGUCCCCAGGCCUGGAGACUGUGGCCCACCCUCCACUUGGACCCCCUGAACCCCAGAGAGGUGAAGAGUGUCAUCAACACAGAGUGCCUGGCAGCUGACGUCAAACUCACUAAAGACCAGGAUAAGAAACUGGAGAGACACUGUCGCUCUGCAUCCACAUGUAACGCCCUGUAUGUCACCCUGCUAGCCAAGAUGAUCACCAACUGUAGGUGUGCCUGGUCGUUGGAGAGGACUCUAGAGCAGUGUCUGCUGUGUCAGGACACCAUGUCUCUGUACAGAUUGGGCCUCAAGGUGGAGUUAGAUUCUCUCAGCACAGACGGGGAGAGACACGUCAUGAGAGAGAUGCUGUGUCUGGUGUGUGCCAGUCACAACGGUGUGAGUGAGUCAGAGGUGCUGGCGGUGUUUCCAGACCUGGGCCUGCCUGUCCUCUCCUCCCUCCUCUACACCCUACAGAGACUCUGUAUUGUAGGCCUGGGCUGUGGACUCAUCAGGUUCCAGCACCUACAGGCCGCGGAGGCCGUCCGGCUGGAGUUUAUGGAUGGAGGGACCUGCUCUCCUGCCUACAGAGAGAAGCUCAUCCACUACUUCAGCCAGCAACUCAGUCAGGACAGGGUGACGUGGCGGGUGGCAGACGAGCUGCCCUGGCUACUCCAGCAGCAGGAGGACAGGGCCAAGCUGCAGCUCAGCCUCCUUAACCUCUUUGUCUCCCAGAACCUCUACAAGAGGGGCCAUUUCUCUGAGCUGCUGGCCUACUGGCAGUAUGUGGGCAAAGACAAGAGCUCCAUGGCCACUGAGUACUUUGACUCUCUGAAGCACUAUGAGAAGAGCUGUGCGAGUGAGGACAGCAUGAUCAGGCUGGGCAACCUGUAUGAGACACUGGGUCGCUUCCUCAAAGACUUGGGCCUGCUCAGUCAGGCGGUAGCUCCCUUACAGAGGUCACUGGAGAUUCGGGAGACGGCCCUGGACCCGGACCACCCCAGUGUUGCCCUGUCCCUACACCAGCUGGCCGGGGUUUAUGUCCAGUGGAGGAAGUAUGGCAAUGCAGAGCAGUUCUACAAGCAGGCCCUGGAGAUCAGUGAGAACGCCUACGGCUCAGACCACGCCUGUGUCGCACGCGAACUGGACUCCCUGGCCAUGCUCUACCAGAAGCAGAACAAGUAUGAGCAAGCCGAGAAAUUGAGGAAGAGGUCUGUGAGGAUUCGCCAAAAGACUGCCCGCCAGAAAGGCCAUAUGUAUGGCUUCACUCUGCUGCGUCGGCGGGCCCUUCAGUUAGAGGAGCUGACUCUGGGUAAAGACACAGCAGAUUGUGCCAAGACCUUCAACGAGCUGGGAGUCCUCUACUACCUCCAGAACAACCUGGAGGCUGCCAAAGUGUUCCUGACUCGUUCUCUGGAGAUGCGUCAGCGUGUGUUGGGGCCGGACCACCCCGACUGUGCCCAGUCCCUCAACAACUUGGCGGCCCUACACACUGAGAGGAGAGAGUACGAGACCGCUGAGGACAUGUACGAAAGAGCCCUGGACAUCCGGAAGAGAGCCCUGUCCCCUGACCACCCCUCCCUGGCCUACACCCUGAAACACCUGGCAAUGCUCUACAAACGCAGGGGGAAGCUGGAGAAGGCUGUUCCUCUGUAUGAGCUGGCUCUGGACAUCAGGGAGAAGAGUUUUGGACCUAAACACCCCAGUGUGGCCACAGCAUUGGUUAACCUGGCUGUACUCUACUGCCACCUGAAGAAGCACAGUGAAGCGCUGCCCCUGUAUGAACAGGCUCUCAGAGUGUAUGAGGAUAGUCUGGGACGCUCACACCCACGUGUCGGAGAGACGCUGAAGAACCUAGCUGUACUCAGCUAUGAGGAGGGGGACUUUGAGAAAGCAGCAGAGCUUUACAAGCGAGCCAUGGAGAUCAAAGAGGCGGAGCCGUCUCUGGUGUGUGGGAAGGCCCCGUCUCGGCACUCGUCCAGUGGGGACACGUUUAGCCUGCGAGGGCCCGCCCCUCUCCCACAUGCCCCCAGGUGAUCCCUCCCUCUAUCUCCUCACCCCUGAGGGACCUAGAACACUAGGGCUCUUUCCCAAUGUGUCUUCCCUCUAUUCCACGUGUGACCUUUCCUCAUUGGUGGAGAAGGUCCAAGGGUAGGGACCUUGGAUUUUCUCCUCCAACGAUGCUCUUUGAGAAGGUGGUGAGAUAGGGUCUGGGGAAUCACGGAAAGGGAAUUGAAAUACAGCCAGGGUCCACAAUCUGCAUUCCUGAGAAGAAUGUCCAUGGAACUCUCAAUGGUUCUUUAUGCUGCUUUGAGAUGGAACAGUGUUGUAAUGUCGCCUGUUAAGUGUACUGUAGCUAACUGCCUUCAUGAAAAUAUGAAGUAUGCUUUAUUUAAUGUCUGUUAAAUGGCUGUAUUGUGUUUUGUUUUUUUAAAGAUAUAUAUUAAUGUAAUCAUGUAUUAUUAUUAUUAUUAUUAUGAAAGAAUGUGAAAUGAUGUCAACACCGCCCUUGUCGGGGCCUGAAACUCAGGUUAAGAAGGUUUUUUUUUUAUUCUAUAUUUACGAAUUUUUCCAAAUUUCAAUAGCUCACUGUUGGUACCUAUGGAAGUGUAUAACUGUUGAAAUGACAUUUUGAAUUUGAUAAUGGUAAUUGAUUCAUCCAUGUCACCAAUAACGUAAGUCGCUCUGGAUAAGGGUGUCUGCUAAAUGUCCAAAAUGGAAAUUCCUACAGCUGUACACUUCCAUAACUAUCGUAUGCAUGCUCAUAUAAAAACACAUUUUGGAGCUGUAUUGUCACAGAAUACUGAGCUCAGGUGCUUUUGCUGUGCCGGUUAUGCAAUCAGUGCCAAGUCUUCAUGCAGUACAGUAAUAGAUAUUUUAUUCAUGUAAACUAUGACAUAUGCCUGUUUCAAGAUGGAACCUUGAUCUCAUGCCAUGGUGCAUAUCAAUAAUUGUAUAUAUAUGGUCACUGAGCAGUUUUAAAUGUAUUUACCUCACGUGAAGUAUUUAUGCAAGUCAAAUAAUGGGUUUCAAACCCAUGCCAUCAGUUUUUCCAGAAUUCUGCCCUGUUGCAGAGGUUCUGACUUGUCUCACCACACAAUUUCACUGAGGUUUAGUCACUAGACAUCAAAUGGAAGGAAGCGGACCCUGAACUUGUCCAUCAUUUUGCUACUUUGUGCACUAAUGAAUAAGUUGAGCCUUCAUUGUCUGUGUGAAUGAACAUGAAGCCAAAGGUUACAUAAGGUACCAAAACCCUGUCAUAUGUGCCAAACAUACUAAGUGCAUGGUCUUACUGUGUACUCCUGUCAUUGUAAGAAUCUGUAAAUGAAAUACCAUAAACUAAUCAAAUGUAUUCUGGCUAAUAAAUACUUUAUUGAAACAAGGUGUGCACAGAGAGUCAGUCAAUACAGUUUCAGCAGAGACUGUUUUGGGUUACAGGUAUAUAUCAGUUUAAACAGCUGAGAGCAUGACAUGGAGUAGCAGUGGUCCUUCGUGCCACCACAACAAUGAAUGCAGAGCCCACUCGUUCUUCGUCGCGGUCUGGACCAGAGCGAGACAGGACGCAGGUACAGUAAAAGCAGGUUGGUCAUGCGGAGAAAUGUUAGGCCUCAUUCGCUAUCAUUCAAAAAAUAUUUUAGAUGGUGGGAAAUGCAUUAACAAUACAGUUUAAUUCAUUAAUAAGCAUUCUAUACAGUAGUCGUAGUAGAUCGGAGGCUUAGGGCAUCGUUCAAGCUGUACCACUGAAGCGUUAGAUUGCGUGGUAGAACCGUUUAGGUCAUUUCCGAUUGAGCCGACAUGCAACCUUUACUGUGAACUCGGUCUCCACUCAAGUGGGAAUAUUGCCCUUCAAUUUAAAUCACGCUGUAAUGCUGAACUUCGGCAAUAUUCAAUUCCGAGUGUUACAACAAUCUUUCCACUCAGUCAACAGCUGACACAUUAGCAUAAUUCAUUAGACCGAUAACAUCUGUAUGUACCUGGUCCAUUACAACAAAGAUAUUCAUUUCAGAGAAUUGCAUAAAAUUUAGGGUCAGGAUCGGUUAUUUCAACUACCAGUUUGUGCUCUCCGAUGCUGAAAUGGACAUUUCGACAGCUAUGUGCUUCCAUACUGAACGGGCGUACACUAGUAAAUUCCUACCUUUGGGGAAUAUGAAGAUCAUUCUCAACAGCAGCACUUAAGGUCAUUAACCAUGCAUGGCAUUCGCUUUGUCAAAAGAGCAAAAGUACUUGCAUUAAGGAGUAUUGAUACUGUAGUAGGGUUAGAGGGUAAGAUAGAACUUGGCUCCAUUUUAGAACAUGGAGAGACAGUAAGAUACAGCGUACCUCCUGCAAUGGAGCUUUGCGUGGCGUCUGCUUAGUUAUUAAAAAGGCGGUACACAGCAAAUUCUCCAGUGUUAAAUCAACGCAGUCUUAAAUGUAACUGUUCCAAUGUCUAUACGGGUCCACACUUUUCAGUGUUAAAUUACCACACUGGUUACUGUAAAGCCUCAUUAACGCCUUCAAUAGUAGAAAUGUUACACAAAAAAAAAAA